CCCUUACCCCCUGUCCCCGCAAAUAUAACCCCAUAAACCCUCAAAACCCUCGAAAAAAUCUCAAAGCUCUUAAAGAAAACUUCAUCAAUGGCCUCCAAAAUCACCAAAUCCAUCUCUCGAACUCUCAAAACUUCUCGCUUUUAUAACUCUUCUCAUCGCCUACUCUCCGCCGCUUCAUCACCGUCAAUUACUCAACCGCCGCCUCUUCCCGCCGUCGGAUCUUCACCGCAGCCGUCUUUUCUGCUAUCACACUCCCUUUUACCAACUAACCCUAAUGGAAUCAAACCGUUCAGUCUCAAUACGGUUCGGCUCCGAGUGAACCGGUCCGGCAGCUCGCCUUACACUCCAGGAACCGGCGACCGAGCUCCGACAGAGAUGGCACCACUGUUUCCGGGAUGCGAUUACGAGCACUGGCUUAUUGUUAUGGAUAAACCUGGUGGAGAAGGAGCUCAUAAACAGCAAAUGAUUGAUUGUUACGUCCAAACCCUUGCUAAAGUCCUCGGGAGUGAAGAGGAAGCAAAAAAGAAGAUUUACAAUGUCUCAUGUGAGAGGUACUUUGGCUUCGGGUGUGAAGUUGAUGAAGAGACUGCUAAUAAAAUGGAAGGUUUGCCAGGUGUUCUGUUUGUGCUGCCCGAUUCCUAUGUUGAUCCUGAAUACAAGGAUUAUGGAGCUGAACUUUUUGUCAACGGGGAGAUAGUUCAAAGAUCACCUGAACGACAGAGGAGAGUAGAGCCUGUCCCUCAGCGUAACGACAGAGUAAGACCCAAUAGAUACAACAGGCGCAGAGAUAACAUGCGAUGAAUAAUAUCAACGUAAGGAAGAUUCAGUGGGUUAGACUUGUAUUGCACGGUUGUGUGGAAGUUCAUGUGUUAGAAACUUGAUACUUUUGUUUCCAAGUCGGAACAUGUCUUUAAUUAAACUAUUGCCUGCAUUUGCUUUAUUUCUCAUUUCAAACCAGUAGUCCAUCUUCUCAGUUAUGAAGACUUGUCUUAAAAUUUGCCAGAUGUAUAUACUACUAUGAGAUAAUUUUAAAAAUCUAGUAGGAUUGUGUCUGUGCUAAUAUGCCAUUUUGGCAGUGAAACCUCUCUGUCAAAGGCUCUGCAUUUUGUGA
Solanum dulcamara is the source of this 1111-nucleotide messenger RNA. RefSeq names its product multiple organellar RNA editing factor 2, chloroplastic-like. Gene Ontology annotation, cellular component: mitochondrion. NCBI's taxonomy places the organism in Eukaryota, Viridiplantae, Streptophyta, Magnoliopsida, Solanales, Solanaceae. The transcript is spliced from 4 exons. Bases 88 to 801 code for a protein of 237 amino acids. The record is from RefSeq and is a predicted model, not a curated record. Gene Ontology annotation, biological process: mitochondrial mRNA modification; cytidine to uridine editing.